GCCAAGCCCCGCCCCGCCGGGUUCGCGCUCGCCGGCCGCCAUGGAGGCGCUGUCACCGCCGCUCUGCACGCUGCCGCCGGGCCCCGGGCCGCCCCGCUUCGUGUGCUACUGCGAAGGGGAGGGAAGCGGAGAGGGAGACCGCGGCGGCUUCAACCUGUACGUGACCGACGCCGCGGAGCUUUGGAGCACCCACUUCACGCCGGACAGCCUGGCGGCCCUCAAAGCCCGUUUUGGCCUGAGUGCGGCUGAGGACAUCACGCCCCGGUUCAGGGCAGCCUGUGAGCAGCAAGCUGUGGCUCUGACCCUGCAGGAGGACAGAGCAUCCCUGACCCUUUCAGGGGGGCCCUCGCCAUUGGCCUUUGACCUCUCCAAGGUACCAGGCCCAGAGGCAGCCCCCAGGCUGCAGGCACUGACACUGGACCUGGCACAACGCGUGUGCAGCCUGGAGCGGCGCCUGGCAGCUGCAGAACAGACGGCUGCCAGUCCCAGGAAGAGCUCCCAGCCUGCAGCGCCUCAGCUCUUCUUACCAGACCCAGAUCCCCAGAGAGGUGGCCCAGGACCUGGAGUCAAGAGGCGGUGUCCGGGGGAGUCUCUCAUCAACCCCGGCUUCAAGAGUAAGAAACCAGCUGGUGGCGUGGACUUUGAAGAUGCCUGAAGGUGCAGUACCAAGUGUGGCCCUGUGGGGUGCCUGCCUGUGAGGGGAGAGGCCCCAUUAGAGACCCCACCACCACCUCCACCUGCCCAUCCUGGGCCAGGACUAAGGCGGCUCCUCAAGUUCCUUCCCCAUCAAAUAAACGGCUCCUUUGGCUGGAG
This is a messenger RNA of Sapajus apella (tufted capuchin), 813 nucleotides long. RefSeq names its product PAXX non-homologous end joining factor (gene PAXX). The record is from RefSeq and is a predicted model, not a curated record. The coding region runs from base 41 to 655 and encodes 204 amino acids. Gene Ontology annotation, molecular function: molecular adaptor activity. Gene Ontology annotation, cellular component: nonhomologous end joining complex; nucleus; site of double-strand break. NCBI's taxonomy places the organism in Eukaryota, Metazoa, Chordata, Mammalia, Primates, Cebidae. The transcript has 7 exons. Gene Ontology annotation, biological process: double-strand break repair via nonhomologous end joining.